This is a messenger RNA of Daphnia carinata, 2594 nucleotides long. RefSeq names its product DNA mismatch repair protein Mlh3-like. Gene Ontology annotation, molecular function: ATP-dependent DNA damage sensor activity; mismatched DNA binding; ATP binding. The transcript is spliced from 11 exons. Gene Ontology annotation, biological process: mismatch repair. The coding region runs from base 186 to 2480 and encodes 764 amino acids. Gene Ontology annotation, cellular component: mismatch repair complex. The record is from RefSeq and is a predicted model, not a curated record. NCBI's taxonomy places the organism in Eukaryota, Metazoa, Arthropoda, Branchiopoda, Diplostraca, Daphniidae.
AUAGCGUUUCCAUUAAGUUGAACAAUUGCUAUCUCCUUAUCUCUGAUUUCGGUCAACUAUUGUUUUUUAAACAUGAAUCAUUGUCAUUUACAAUGAACCUUGACAAAACGAAUUUUCCUAUAGUUUUAACGUACAUAUUUUGCUAAUUGUUAAUUCGAACCCCUUAAUAUAGGAGACAUCGGAAGAUGUAUGAAUUAGCAUCGGCUCAGAAAUGCGUCGAAGAACUCAUACUGCAUUCAAUUCAAGAAAAUGCUACUUGCAUUGCUGUACGUGUUGAUUGGGCAAACCAAUUCUUACAGGUUGUCAACAAUGGAAAAGGAACUGUGUUAACAGAAAUUCACCAAUUAUGCUCAAGGCUUCAAUUGAGAAACAAAGUAGAGGAAUUUAUAGCAAGUAAUCAUCUUGAAGAAGCUCUGUAUGUUAUUGGUCAAAACUGUAUGUCUAUUGACAUAGAAGGCCAAUCAAAAAAUUCAAGUUCCUCUUACAAAAGGUGUUACCGAAAAGGGGUUUGGUCCAAUGUUGAACGUGUUGGAAAUAGGUCAACGUCAGGCACAACAAUGUCUGUGUAUGACUUUUGUUUGUCAGAGCCAGAAGAGGAAACAAAUACCAGCCUUUUUUGCUUAUCACUAGAGAAACUUAUUGCAAGUUUCUUUUUGCUUCAUCCCAACAUAUCGUUUUCACUUCGAUUUGAUUCUUCAAAGCCACCCCUUCUCCAAACAAAAAAAGAGAAGAACACAAUACUUGCGACUCAACAGCUAUUCCAAUUGAAAAGCUGUGAAAGCAUAUUACCCUUUCGCGGCCUAAGUUGUCAUUUCAAAAUUAAAGGCCUUCUUGUACCGGAUAUGGAUAAGCAUUAUUGGUUUAUGUUUGUUAACAGUCGGCUGGUUGAAUCCAGUGAAGUUCUCAAUUUCAUCACGUCGGUUUUGUUCAGUGUGUCAUCCAGUACAGGGCAACAGUUUUCUGUUGUUCUAAACAUUAAGUGUUCGCGUGCAGCAUACAAAUAUGCAAUUUCGUCAGAAGGUGAAAGAAAUGUCAUCUUUUCGCACAGUAAUGAGUUACUGUCGUUGAUUCGCAGCUCGCUGGAUAGGUUUAUUUCUCGUGCUCCCUUAAAAAAAGCGGCCUUAGUUACGAGUUGGCUCGCAACUGCCUACAACAAGGAUCUAAUCAGCUCAAGUCUCCUCAGUACAGAUGAUCUCAAAUCAAACGAACAACGGCAAACUAAAAAAAAUUUGAUAACCCCAGGGAUCUCCUCACCCUUGUCAUGUGAAACAAAUAAUUUGCCACCCGCACAUUAUUAUGGCAAAAUCACGAAUUCGCUUCCGGUCGUUAGCCAUGCGACAGAAGAUAUUGAAAUGCGGAUUAAACAAUCUCCACAUUUUUUACAGUCCUUUCCUUCAUCAUCUCUGUUGAGCCCGAACCACCUGACCCGGUUGUGGGAAGAAGAUGAGCAAAUGGCAGUAAACGGUGAGCUGCACCAUAAGAUUGAAAUCCAGCCACCUUGUGAUAAGACUUCCAAUGGCUCACCAUUCAAUACAGAAUCAAAAGACAACGAAAUUCAAGAAAAAUCUCGUGAACGCUUAGAUCUUAAAAGAAGACAAUUAUCUACAGAUGACGGGUCUCAUUUUAGUCCUAAGAGACGAUUCACCAUUGGACAGUUUUGGGUUCAACCGAAAUUACCACCCAAUAUAGCAGCCGCAAACUUAAAUAGACUAUUGGCAACAGCAUUACAAAGGCAAUGCAAAUUUACAAAAGAUGUUAUGAGCAACAUACGCGUAAUCAAUCAAGUUGAUCAAAAAUUCAUUUGCUGCGUCACACAAGAGGGAGACAAGCGCUAUCUCGUACUUGUUGAUCAGCAUGCGGCACAUGAGCGAAUCUGCUUGGAAAGGCUUAUGCAAAUGCACUCGACCAAGAAUGAGGACGGCUAUGUUCAGGUCCAAUCUUCGCCAAUUCAGCCACAUCUCUCAAUGUCUUUUUAUUCGCAAGAUCUGGAGAUGAUUCAAAAGUUAAGCGUCGAGUUUACUCGUUACGGUUUACAUAUGCAGUUCAGUGAUUCCAGUGUGGUAGUAACGCGUGUUCCAGCUUGUUUUUUGGCAAGAGAAAUCAAUGAGAUUCAGAGAAAACGAAAUUCUUUGUACAAGGACUUGGUGAUGGCACUGAUUGAAGAAACAAUUUCCGAAUAUACGAAGAAUGGAAGACUUAGCACCUGCAUAUUACCAGUACAAAUUCGGAAUGUUUUAAAUUCUUUGGCGUGCCACGGAGCAAUCAAAUUUGGUGAUGAGCUUUCGUUGUUGCAGUGCACUCAAUUGGUGAGAGCUCUAGGCCAAUGUGACGUGCCCUUCCAGUGUGCUCACGGGCGACCUCUCCUAGCACCAUUACUUGAGCUCGGUGAACUUAACCCAUUGGUUCCGUUCGAAAUGACGCCAAACGUUGUUAGACCAAAGUAUGCACGUUUGCGCGAUUAUAAUUUAUCGUUAUUGUAGCCUGUUAUUCUUCAGUUCUGUUUCAGUGAAGACGAGGAAGUUAAAUCGAAUUUGUUAUUUCUCGCAAAGCUAGUUGAAAAUAAUUGUAAAAUACCAUUUCAUUUUUGUUUAAAA